AUGCCCAGGGGCAGCGCCCGGGCCAGGACUGCGUUCAGCCGGGCACCUGUCCGCACGGGCAGCUCCCGCGGCUUCACAGCGGCGCCCGGUGGCCAGCCUGCUCCACGACAGCAGCGCCGGGGGCCGGCCCCGACCCUGGGCCCAGCAGCCGGAGCUCUCCGGCCCCCGUCCAGUCUGUCCGGUCACCAGCCGGACGCCGCUGCAGGCUCGGUUCACGGGGCCGUCGCGACGCACGUGUAUCUGGCGCGGGUCGACGUGGUCUCCGACGAGUGCCCCUUCUGCUACCAGAGGGAGACCCUGGCGCACCUGGUCGCCUACCGCACGGAUGAGGGGCAGCCCUGGGUCCUGCCAGUGGUGAGGAAGGUCGAGCAGAUGAUUGCCAGCAACACCAGCCUGAACCACGAGUACCUGCCCAUCCUCGGCCUGCCCGACUUCCGGGCCAACGCCUCGCGCAUCGCCCUGGGGGACGACAGCCCUGCCAUCAAGGAGGGGCGGGUCGGGGGCGUCCAGUCCUUGGGCGGGACGGGCGCCCUGCGCAUCGGGGCGGAGUUCCUGCGGCGCUGGUACAACGGGAACAACAACACGGCCACCCCUGUCUACAUCUCCUCUCCGUCCUGGGAGAACCACAACUCCGUGUUCACGGAUGCUGGUUUUAAGGACAUCCGGACCUAUCGCUACUGGGACCCAGCCAAGAGGGGCCUGGACCUGCAGGGGCUGCUGGAAGACAUGGAGGCUGCUCCUGAGUUCUCCAUCUUCAUCCUCCACGCCUGCGCGCACAACCCCACCGGCACGGACCCCACCCAGGAGCAGUGGAAGCAGAUUGCCACAGUCAUGAAGCGCCGGUUCCUGUUCCCGUUCUUCGACUCGGCCUACCAGGGCUUUGCCUCGGGCUGCCUGGACCGGGAUGCCUGGGCCGUGCGGUACUUCGUUGCCCAGGGCUUUGAGCUCUUCUGCGCUCAGUCGUUCUCCAAGAACUUCGGGCUGUACAACGAGCGCGUGGGGAACCUGUCCGUGGUGGGGAGAGAUGCCAACAACGUCCAGCGCGUGCUGUCCCAGAUGGAGAAGAUCGCCCGUACCACCUGGUCCAACCCACCCUCGCAGGGAGCCCGCAUCGUGGCCACCACCCUCACCUCCCCCCAGCUCUUUGCCGAGUGGAAGGACAAUGUGAAGACCAUGGCGGAUCGGGUCUUGCUGAUGCGGUCGGAGCUCCGUUCCCGGCUGGAGUCCCUGGGCACCCCCGGCACCUGGAGUCACAUCACUGACCAGAUUGGCAUGUUCAGCUUCACGGGGCUGAACCCUAAGCAGGUGGACUACAUGAUCAAGGAGAAGCACAUCUACCUGAUGGCCAGUGGGCGUAUCAACAUGUGUGGCCUCACCACCAAGAACCUGGACUAUGUGGCCAGCUCCAUCCACGAGGCCGUCACCAAGAUCUAGUGAAGGCUACCAGCGGCCCACCCCAUCAGACGCCACUAAUGUCACCGCAUGUGGUCCCUGCCCCCAACUCACCGCCCCCGGGGACAAUAAAGAUGGGAGCAAUGGCUCUGUUGGGGA
Molecule: messenger RNA, 1551 nt
Organism: Alligator sinensis (Chinese alligator)
Lineage: Eukaryota; Metazoa; Chordata; Crocodylia; Alligatoridae
Gene: GOT1
Product: glutamic-oxaloacetic transaminase 1
Exons: 10
Coding region: 1-1434 (477 amino acids)
Biological process (GO): L-aspartate biosynthetic process
Cellular component (GO): cytosol
Molecular function (GO): pyridoxal phosphate binding; L-aspartate:2-oxoglutarate transaminase activity
Source: RefSeq, a predicted model, not a curated record